GAGCGAACUGAUGUUUGUAGCAGUAAUUAUGCAUGCAUCGACUCGAGUUCGUUUAUGUUUAUUCAGAUUUUGCUAUUAGUGCUUCAUUGUAUACUAGUACUAUAUAAUAUCAAGAGUAAAUAUCGCCAAAACUAGGUUUUAAUAUUUAUGGAUGUGGAAAUUAAUAUCUUGUUUACCGAGUUCUCAGAUAAAGGGCUUGUAAGUGAACUUUUCAAGUUUUAAAGCACUCGUACUUUAAAGCUGAUAAGAGGCUGGGGCGUGAUAAACGAAAGUGCUUGAAACGACAACACAAUGGAGGUAAAUCAGUCAUUCGACCAUGUCGGGGUUUUUCCGCGCACUGAGGCGUGUCGCCAGCCGAAUGUCACUCAGACGUAAGAAAAAACGUCGACCCAACUUAAAACGGACUUUGGAACAAGAACCAAAGGAAGAAAUUAAACCGAAUGCUCAGUCCAGCAUAGAAGCAGAUGACAAGCUUGAUUUUUCAAUUUCAGUAGACGUUUACAGAGAAAGACCAAUCGACGUCACUGACGCUAACGGAAGCGUCGCAAAACGAGACGAAAACAUGGCGGACAAGACGAAAUCGUAUGACGAUACGUCUUCGUUAUCUUCUGACUCGGACGAGAAAAAGACCCCGACCACAAAGUCGAAGAACAUAUUUAGAAUGAAAGUAAAAGAAAAAGUUUUGAAGAAACAAUUUGACGAGUGUGACCCGGAAGUGUGCGUGGACAUGCUGAAAUCCCCGACCGUCAAGGCGUUCACAGCCCUCAAAAACAAACUGAAGAAGUCGGACAAGGUCUGGGUGCAGGGCUUUCUGGACGCUGGCGGGCUCGAUGUGUUGUUGGACGCUGUUGACAUCAUCGGGAGCCGACGCGUCACGAACCUGUCGGAGGCACUGAAGCUGUUGGAGUGCGUCUCGUGCGUCACCAAACUGGUCAACUCCAAGAGUGGGCUCUCUUUCUUGGUCACCCAUGGCAGUUAUACCCAAAAGUUGGUCAAGGCCCUUGACACUAAUAAUGUGAUGGUAAAGAAGCAAGUGUUCGAACUGUUAUCGGCACUGUGCGUCUACUCUACUGAUGGAUUCAGACUCACAAUGGAUGCGCUUGACAGCUUUAAGACGCUGAAAAAACAGAGAUACCGCUUCAGUCUGAUCGUGAACGAACUCAGAAUGGCCGACCUGGUCCCAUACAAGACCACGCUAAUGGCGUUCAUCAACUGUAUCAUCGUGGCUAACGAAGAACUUGAGGACAGGAAUAGAGUCCGCAAUGAAUUCAUCGGAUUAAACAUACUGGACCUAAUAAACAAUUUACGUAACGAAGACGACGAAGAUCUGAUUAUCCAGUGCGACGUUUUCGACGAGGAGAAGCAGUCUGACGAUGAAGAAAUGGCGGCCUUGAAUCCAGCCUGUGUUGAUAUUAACGACCACAAAGAGGUGUUCAACGCUCUUUACCACAAGGUCUACAAUACUCCUAUAGCCGAUGUGUUCCUAAAUGUACUGCAAACCCUUCUUCAAAUCGAACCGGAAAAUCCGCUGAGUGACGUCCAAUGGAACAUUGUGGAGACGUCGGUACGAAGAGCCUUUCUGAUCGACGAGGCCCACGUCAACAGAUCUGCCCUGGGGGGAGCAGAUUUACUACCCAGGUACCCGGGGAAGUCCACGGGAGUUCAGACCGACCCUAUCCCCCUUAACAGAACGCUGUCCGAGCCACCUCGAGGGAACGUUCAUUUAAUGACCAGUGUUAUAAAAGAACAUUCCGCAGAUAUUAAAGAAGCUUUAGAAGCAAGGUUGAGUAGUCAUCCAAAGCCUACCUGUGAUACUCUCAAGCGAAUUGACAAGGAGAUAGACCGGUGUUUUGAUUUUGUGAACGACAAUCCAUCGUCCCCUGAUGACGUUAAAAAUGACGGCGCUUCAGGGCCAUCUUCCCAUUUAACAACGAAUGAAGAGAAUAUUAGCAGUUCAGAAACAUCAACGACAUUUUCACCCCCUCCACCCCCUCCCCCUCCACCGCCUCCACCCCCUGUACCAGGAAGUCAAGAAUCAAACCGAUGUCCUCCUUUUAAUUCAUCUGAUUCAGCACCUGUCCCUCCUCCACCCCCACCUCCACCCCCUCCCCUCCCAGGUACGGGUCAUUGUCCCCCUCCACCUCCCCCUGCCCCGCCCCUUCCACCUGGUGUAGCCCCACCCCCUCCUCCUCCGCCACCACCCCCUCCUCCAGGCAUGGGGCCACCCAUACCACCCCCUCCCCCGCCACCUCCAGGAGUUGGAAUUCCGGCCCCUCCCCCACCUCCCCCACCCCCGGGUUGUGGACCUCCGCCUCCUCCGCCGCCACCUGGGAUGGUGAAAGCACGACCAGCUCCACUGACAUUCUCCAGUAAUCAAAUUGCAUCUAAUACAAUGUGGACGCCAACUCCUAAACACAAGAUGAAAACAUUCAACUGGACCAAAGUCCCAUCUCAUACUAUAUCAUCCCAUGAAAAUGUCUGGAAAGAAAUCUUGGACAUGCAGGAUCACAUCAGCGUGAAGUAUGAAGCCUUGGAGCAGCUGUUCUGCCAGAAGCAGAUUAUGAAGGCCAAAGAAAACGAGAAGAAAAAAGUGAAACCGCCAUCGGAGAUUUUACUACUUGAUACGAAAAGGAGUAUGAAUGUAAAUAUCUUCCUGAAACAGUUCAAAUGCAGCCACAGUGAAAUCAUAUCAAUGAUUGAGUCUGGCGAUAUGAAUGCCAUUGGUUCAGAGCGCCUGCGCGGUUUGCAAAAAAUACUUCCGGAAGCCGAUGAGGUAAACCUGGUGAAAGGUUUCGAGGGCGACAAAGAAAAGCUAGGCAAUGCAGAGAAAUUCUUCUCCGUAUUCAUUCAGUUACCAGCCUUUAAAAUCCGUAUCGAUGGCCUGGUUCUAAAGGACGAGUUUCGACUUACUAUGGACUCGUUACUACCUAACAUCACUGCCUUUGUGAGCGCGUGCCAGCACCUCUUGGAGAACGAAUCCUUCAAAGUCUUCUUACGUUACGUAUUGCACGCUGGGAAUUUCAUGAAUGCGGGAGGUUACGCUGGCAAUGCCAUGGGGUUCCGCAUCAACUCCUUGAAUAAGCUGAUGGACACGAGGGCCAACAAGCCGCGGGUCACCCUCCUGCACUACCUGGUGGGGGAGGCAGAGAAAGAGAACCAGGACGCCCUCACCUUCGUGGAGGAGCUCUCCCCAGAUCUGGCCAAAGCGUCAAAGUUCACUGUAGACUCUUUAACAGCGGAAGUGAGACAAAUUAAAACCAGUGUUACUAAACUCCAUAAAGAUCUAGAGAGCUGUCCAGAUGACGUCAAAAACCAACUCAAAACUUUUAUACAAGAUGCUGAAAAGGAGAUGGAGGCAUUGGACAAAGGUCUGCAGAAAAUAGCCGAGCUGACGAAACAACUGGUUAAUUACUUCUGUGAAAACGAGAAAAGUUUCAAGAUAGAGGAAUGCAUCAGUAACUUAAACACGUUCUGUGAUCGGGUGAAACAAUGCCAAAAGGAGAAUCUGCAGAGGAAACAGCAAGAAGAGAAAGCUGAGCGUAGAAAGAAACAACAACAGGAAAUGGCUAGCAGACGGGCCAAAAGUGGCCCUACUGUAAUAGAACCAGAAGAGGACGGCUGUAUAAUAGAUCGUCUGUUACAGGAUAUUAAGAAGGGAUUCAAGCUCAGGAAAACAAGCCCAUCACCUUCAUCUAGCAACAAGAAAGACGUCAAAAGCUCACCUCUCCCUUCUCCAAAGCGAGUCGUUAAAAUGGCGUCAUCUCCUUCGUUGGAUGUGCGAACCACAAAGGUUUCGUCAUCAGUGGUUGACACGGUGAAAGAAAACAACGAGGAAAUUCGGACAAGUGACAAUGGUAGCAAGGAAUCGGGCACGGAAUGGUCAGAGACCUCCAUUAAAGACCCCCAAAAAACACAACCGGAAUGUUCUUCCGAGAACUUGUCAAUUAUUUCUAAAUCACAAUCAAAUAAUGAUCAAAAUAAUGACGUUGAGUGUGUAGUUGAUGACGUUAAAAUUUGUGUCGCUGAUGGCGGUGAAAAGUCUCCUGUCGGCGAAAACGGGAUUUCCACGCAAUCUUCGGAAGAGGUCCCAGUAAAACUUUCAGUGACAGACUCACAGGCGUAAUUGCAUGGAAUUAAAAACAUGCAAUAUUUUCCGAUAUUGUGAUAUUUGGAGUUGUACAAUUUAUGAAUUCCAUUCUGUAUUUAUGUUUAAUUUAGUAUCAAAUUAAAAUAUUUUUGAUUUAU
Molecule: messenger RNA, 4245 nt
Organism: Magallana angulata
Lineage: Eukaryota; Metazoa; Mollusca; Bivalvia; Ostreida; Ostreidae
Product: inverted formin-2-like
Exons: 15
Coding region: 317-4123 (1268 amino acids)
Biological process (GO): actin cytoskeleton organization
Molecular function (GO): actin binding; small GTPase binding
Source: RefSeq, a predicted model, not a curated record